AUGGAAAGUCCAGAGAGGCCUCCAGGGGCCACUGGAGAUCCAGAAAUCAUAGGACCUGGAUCUGGGGUUGAUUCAUCGACACCCUCCCAGGAACCGUCACAGCUACCUCCAACUACCCGUGCACUGUUUGCAGGACUUGGAGACUGUCAGAAACAGUCCAAUGAACCUACUUUGAGCAACAGCGACGCUCUACAAGCGCCACGACAGACUGGAGAAACCCAACAAGCCCCAGGAAUGAUCCUCGAGAAAAGGAAGGCCUCAAGGCUGACUAUAGGAUCCCGGACUCCUAUAACUAGGUCUGGAUUGAGCGCGGCUCCGAAGAGGAAGAUUACACUUACCGCAAUGCGUGCAGCGAGUGCUCCUGCAGAGGAUAGCCUCGUGAUGGGCCUGAUCGAGGACCUCAACGGCCAUCUGCAAGAAGCGGUCCACCACCUCUCCGCGGAGCUGACGACUGCCAGAAACGUAAUCAAUACCCAACAGGGCCUCAUUACUACUCUCAACGCUAGGCUAGAGAGCCUUGAAACUUACGUGAACGCGCUACAAAGCCGUCAGAUCCUACCACUCGACCCCUUCGCUGCAACGCGUGAGGUUGCGGCGCACGGGCCACCGCCAAGAGCUGCUUCCACGGGAGGCUUAGCGUCCACCCCAAUACAGCUAGAUGCCGCGCCUGAGAGCCGCGCGAUAAACUCAACCGCACCUCAGCCUCCACCGCGAUAUCAGAAUCCAACAAAGGCUACGAAGCAAGCCAUACAGCCACCUGAGGGCCCUAAAAAGCCCGCACCUACGAAAUGGGCCGCUAUUGCCGCGAAUAACACUCAAUCUGGAGGAUGGAAAACCGUCCAGUAUAAGAAACAAGCCUUGGCACCCUCGAAGGCUCUGUCAACAACUAAUUUGAAGCCCGUAAGUACCCGGAGUAAGGAGGAGAGGCGCCUAAUCUUUAGACGACGAUAUCCUAAAGAUGCUCCUACUGCAUUGAAAGCCGAUAUCCUCUUAGCCCUUAACCGUGCCCUUGCUAAGGCAGGUUUUCCUGACUUUGUAAGAGCAGUCGAUUCUGGAUACGCGGCCUCAGGGGCCUUAACAGUGCUCCUAGAGCGAGGCACUCGCAGCAGCACCCUCGUGCCCGUCUACAACGAUACUCUACUAGCCGCUGUAAGGCAAACAGAUGCAGCAGUUAUUUCCGUGGAGAUUAGCGAACAGUGGCACCGUGUUAAGGUACAGGCAGUGCCUGUGGACCGCUACAUGUAUAAUGACCAAGGCCUAGCACUAGCCCAAGAAGAGAUUGAGCUGGGAACACCAUAUAGGCUUAAACGAGAGCCAACGUGGCUCAAAAGAGCCAAGACUAUACAGGCUAGCAACCAGAGAUUUGCCACGAUUGUGAUCACAGUAGGUUCUUUGGAGGAAGCUCGAACACUAAUCAAUAAAGGCAUCAAGUUUGGAGGCCGACACCAUCGAGUAGCACCUUAUUGGGAGUCAAAUCCUGAGAGUAUCUGCCCUCGAUGCUGCGGAAUUGGCCACUCUGGCUUCAUAGCUUGUGGUGGCAGGUCUCCUAAAUGCGCGAUCUGCGCAGGUGAUCAUGAGGCAAUAGAGCACUCAUGUACAGUAGUGGAUUGUAGGGUUGGGCCAGCUAAACCUUGCAAACACACAGUGAUCAAGUGCGCUAACUGUAAAGGUGCACACGAGGCUACAUCUCCUAAGUGCCCUAAAGCUAGGGAGGCUCGUCAAAGGGCUAUCCGGAGAAUGAGGGAACAAUCCUUACAAGACCUCAUCCCAUUAGAUGAGACAUUCGCAGUAGUGCCUCCAAAACCAGUACUGACCUCGGAGGAGAGAUCUGGACAGUCUCUAGAGGAGGAGACGUCAACUCCAGAAGAAGAUGAAUUGCUGCCUGAGAUGCAAUUAGAGGCUGACAUUCAUGAGAGAAAUAGCCAACAACCACUAGAGCCAGAGCUCAAGUCAGCCACCGAAGCGCCUCAAAGUGCACGUCAUACAUACUCAGGAGAGAGCCUACUUACAAGAAGAGCCCUCACGGAUCUUGAUUGGGGACCAAUUCUAGAGGGUCGAUGCCUCAUUCUUGGAGACUUCAACGCCCACAGCCCGAUGUGGAAUGUCCAUAUCGACCAGAGGGUUAACGCAAGAUCCCUCGAGGAUCUAAUAAUGAGGCAUGACCUCUUUAUUAAUAACGACCCUGACGAGCCAACAAGGCCUCAUAAGCCUAGAGAUUCUACAGCAUCAUUUGAAACAUCUACUGAGCCUAGGGUCUCAAUUAUUGAUCUCACAAUCAGUAGUCAAGCCCUUGGCCCUCUAUCUGGAUGGGAAAUCGAAAGCCAGAGGCUCACACCAUCAGAUCACGUUAUGAUUUGGGCUAGCUGGGAACCUCCGACAACUGCAAGUACAGAGCCCACAAGGAAAGAAGUCACAGGGUGGCAGAUAGAGGCUCUACUAGGAGACAAAAAGGCUCUGCAGGAGGCAAAAGACACCUGGAACGAACUAGCAAAGACUCAACCAAUACUAACAGACACAACCUCAACAGAGGAAGUGAAACGUGAAGCAGAGUGGAUUGAGAGAGCGUUGACAGAGGUCCUGAACAAGCACUGCAAAUAG
Talaromyces stipitatus ATCC 10500 is the source of this 2598-nucleotide messenger RNA. RefSeq lists its product as uncharacterized. Lineage: Eukaryota; Fungi; Ascomycota; Eurotiomycetes; Eurotiales; Trichocomaceae. The transcript is spliced from 2 exons. The coding region runs from base 1 to 2598 and encodes 865 amino acids. Gene Ontology annotation, molecular function: catalytic activity. The record is from RefSeq and is a predicted model, not a curated record.